AAGUCGGACAAGGAUUAUCAUAAAAGUUCUGCACCGACUUACGUAGCCUGGGGUCCAGGGCCUAAGAACAUCCUAGCAUCGGGCUGGGAUGAUGGCUCCAUAGUGCUAUGGGAGGAUAAGAACAAGAGCAUGGGGGAGACAGUGUUUUCUAACUUCAGAGAAAAUAAUUUAGCGCACAAAGGCAGUAUCUGCCUCCUUGCUUGGAGCCCGUGUGGGUCCAGGCUGCUUUCAACUGACAAGAACGGACUUCUCGCUGUGUGGAAGCCGGAGGAGAGAGGGAUCUUUGUGCAGCAAUCUAUCAUCCAGAAGGGUCAGAGUGCAGUAACGCACAUUACCUUUAGGAGCAAGAAAUCGAUGAAGAGUGAUGACGGGGACGCUCCUACCUACUACUUCGCUGGGGAGGAUGGUAUCGUGUACUACGGAUCCGACGACAAGACCAAGGUGCAGGAGCUCUUUCGUCUCGAGUCGCCUGAUGGAGGAACGAGUGGCAUAGCAGCGCUGGUGUAUUACGAGGAGGCAGACGAGCUAAUUGCGAUCAAUGAGCAUAUGAUGAUGAAACGGAUUUCUGGGCCCGACGACUCGGGUCAGAUCAAGGAGAUCUCGUCGGGUAAGAUAGCGGCCAAGAGCCUGCAUGAGACGAACGUGAUGAUGCGAGCGAUCUGGAUCUCGUCGGGGUUGUUGAUGACGUCAUCGGGGGAGAAUCUGUUGCGCUUCUGGAAGCUUUCAGAAGACGAGAACUACGUGCUGAGGGUCUCAGAUCCCAAAGUUCCACCAGAUGACAAGAUUCACUCAGUGGCGUACAGCGAGAAGAGACGGAUCCUGUGCGCUGGAACCUCCAAGGGAUAUGUCCUGUUCUGGUCCCACAAUAUCUCCAGCAGCCAGAGCUCUUCUGCAGAUGAUUGGUACCCGAUGCUCCGGGCAACUGUCAAGCUGGGAAUGACAGUGAUCGAUCUGCAGUGGGCAAAGCAUCAUGGGUUCCUGUCAGCAUCCACAGACAAGUCGGUUCACAUCUUGGUCGAGAAUGAGCUGCAGAGGAAAGUGAGAGACCAGGUGGCGAUGGUUCAAAUAUCCAACAAGCACCUUGGCUUCCUGCCGAACUUCUGGGCAGGAAACAGCCCUUUGAAGUUGACGGAGGUAGAGUGCGGUGUCCCGAUCAAGGGGUGUGAUAUCACAAAGUCAAACAUCUUGGUUUGGAGUGGGAGGAAGGCAGAAGUUUAUGAGAUCAACAGCCUUACCAACCAUCACACCUUCACCUCUUCUUUCAACACCAACGCUACUACCAUGGUCAUAGGGUCUUACUUCCCCAACGAGCCGCUGUACAUUUACAUGGCCAACGAUUCGGAGAUUGAAGUUGCGAACCUUGAAGGAACGAUCACCAAGAGGCUCCCUGUCGAGGAAGUGGAGGGCGAGCCUGUCUACCUUGACUGUCAUGGCACAUGGCUGGUAGCGAGCACCAGCAAGAACUACAUCCACAUCUGGGACGUUUCCACCACUAAGAGGAAGUCCGUCCUCUCGCGCAAGUUCGAGGAAGGAGACGUGCCGAUCGCUGACAUAGUAUCGGUGAAGAUCAACAGCAUGGGCAGCAAGGUGAGUAUCCUGGCUAGGGGCAGCUCAGAUGCAUCCAAGGCAGAGAUUGUUGACACAAAAAUCUGGGUGUUCGACGUCGUAUCGGACUCAUUCUACAGCUACGAGUUCGGCCCGGAUUACUACCCAGUGAACCACUUCUGGGAUACGGCGGACAUCACCGAGGGAAAGAAGGAGAACGAGAUCGAGAAGGAGGGCUUCAAGGCGAGAGAGAAAGCUGGGAACUUGCUGGGUUGCGAGAUCAAGUACCGCGGGGAGAUGAAGGACUUUGGAGCUGAGAUCUUCAAGAUCAACAGGGCUGAGGUUGUGACUUUCUUCGCUACGACAGAGAAGGGGCUGCUCCUGCAGGAUCGUUUCCCCAUCACCUCGGAAGGCUCCGUCCUCCUCGGACUCCAGAUCCCCCACCUGUUCCUCAGCGCGCCCAAGUCGGACGAGGCCACGGGGAACUCGACGAUUCAGAUUCAGAGCAAAGUCCUGAGAGACUUCGUGGGGAUGGAGCUUGUGAAUUUCCAGACUCGUUGGGCUCUGCUGGAGUUCAGCUACAACCUCACGCUGGGGAACAUGGACGAGGCGUAUAAGGCGGUGAAGCUCAUCAAAGGGCCCAACGUGUGGAAGAACAUGGCGCACAUGUGCGUGAAGACCUCGAGGCUGGACGUGGCUGAAGUCUGCCUGAGCAACAUGGGGGAUGCCAAGGGAGCUCGAGCUGUCCGGCUCGCCCGUCAGGAGAAAGAGCGAGAAGCGCAAAUCGCCAUGGUAGCGAUCCAGCUGGGGUUGAUAGAAGAUGCCGAGAGGCUCUACGUGUCGUGCGGCCGGUACGACUUGUUGAACAAGAUGUACCAGGCGUGCGGCUUAUGGGAGAAGGCGGUGGAGACGGCGCAGAAGAAGGAUCGGAUCAACCUCAAAGGGACGUAUUACGCCUGGGGCCGUUACCUCGAGAACGUCGGGGACCAUAAGGCAGCAAUCGCCUGCUACGAGAAGGCGGAUGCACAUCGCACGGAGGUCCCGAGGAUGUUCUAUGAGAUGAAGGAUAUCUCCUCGUGCGAGGAGUACGUCCGCAAGGCCAAUGACAAGGUUCUGUUCGGGUGGAUGGCCAAGUACUUCGAGAGCAAGCAGAAGCUUGACGUGGCGCUCAACUACUACAAGCAGGCCGAAGACUUCAUGUCCAUAGUCAGGAUCCGCUGCUUCCAGAGAAACUUUGAAGCCGCCGAGGAGGUUGUCAACGAAUCCGGCAGCGGCCCAGCUGCCUACUACCUGGCGUCACAGUACGAGGCCAUGGAGAAGCCCAAGGACGCGAUCCGCCUCUUCUCCAAGUCCGGGAGGUACAACCACGCUGUUCGCCUUGCUCGUGAGAACGGGCUCGACAAGGAGCUGCUGCCCCUCGCCAUCCGAUGCAACAAGAGAGUGAUGCUGGAAUGUGCCAAGUACCUGGAGGAGCGACAGAUGUACGAGCAAGCGGUGGUUCUGUACAAGAAUGGGGGGAAUAGCUCCAGGGCCCUCCAGAUCUGCUUCGACGCGAAGCUCUUCGACUCUCUCAGAGCGAUCUCCGACGACCUGGGAAGCGACACUGACCCUGAUCUCCUGCAGAAGGUGGGAGACUUCUUCAUGUCUCACUCGCAGUACGACAAGGCUGUCCAGCUGUUUGUCACCUGCAAGCAGCCCAAGCAUGCUCUCGAGCUCUGUGAGAAGUACAAGGUGGAGAUGACGGAGACCAUGGCAGAGAAGAUCACGGAGCUGCUCCCGGAGAAGGAGGCAGACGCCGAGCUGAGAAACUCGAUGCUGAAGAGGAUAGCAGACAUCUGUGUACAGCAGCAGAACUAUCACCUGGCAACGAAGAAGUACACGCAGGCUGGGAUGAAGGACAAAGCGAUGGACGCGCUCCUCAAGUCAGGAGAUACCGAGAAGAUCAUUUUCUUUGCCGGAGUGCUGAGAUCCAAGGAGAUCUACAUCAGAGCUGCCAACUACCUGCAGACACAGAACUGGCAUACAGAGCCAGAGAUUAUGAAGAAGAUCAUCGAGUUCUACAACAAGGCCAAGGCCUACAAGCAGCUCGGCAUGUUCUACGACUCUUGUUCCCAAGUAGAAAUCGACGAGUAUCGCGACUACGAGAAGGCUCUGGAUGCUUUGAAGGAGAGCAAGAAAUAUCUUGUCAAGGCUGACGAGGACUGUACAAUGCUCGACCGACGGAUACAGCUGAUCGAAGUCUUCGUGCGAGCUAAGAGCCUGGUCAAGGACGACCCCAACGAGUUUGUACAGACUUGCUAUCAACUGCUGGAGACCCCGAAGUUGGACGUGGCUGUGCAGGUUGGCGACGUCUUUGCCCUGUUGAUCGAGUUCUUCUUCAGUGAACAAGACUUCCAGCAGUGUUAUCAGCUCAUCGAAAAGAUGCGGCAGAGGAGAAUCCUGCUGGGGCCUUACCUGGAUCAGUCGAUGGUGGACACGAUCUAUCGCAAGAUGAACAUCCACGUCCCAGCAGACAACGACGAGGUCGACGAGGAGAUCGAUAGCGACAUGUGA
Guillardia theta CCMP2712 is the source of this 4098-nucleotide messenger RNA. RefSeq lists its product as hypothetical. The record is from RefSeq and is a predicted model, not a curated record. Lineage: Eukaryota; Cryptophyceae; Pyrenomonadales; Geminigeraceae. Gene Ontology annotation, biological process: intraciliary retrograde transport. The transcript has 7 exons. Gene Ontology annotation, cellular component: ciliary basal body; intraciliary transport particle A; axoneme. The coding region runs from base 130 to 4098 and encodes 1322 amino acids. Gene Ontology annotation, molecular function: protein binding.